This is a messenger RNA of Phalaenopsis equestris, 661 nucleotides long. RefSeq names its product condensin-2 complex subunit H2-like. Gene Ontology annotation, biological process: meiotic chromosome condensation; mitotic sister chromatid separation. NCBI's taxonomy places the organism in Eukaryota, Viridiplantae, Streptophyta, Magnoliopsida, Asparagales, Orchidaceae. The record is from RefSeq and is a predicted model, not a curated record. Gene Ontology annotation, molecular function: chromatin binding. Gene Ontology annotation, cellular component: condensin complex; nucleus.
GGUAAAUAAUGGAGAUGUUGAUUUGCAAAGGCCUCAUUCGAGCAAUGAUUUGGUGUGCUACACGGCGAAAAACCCCUUCCACAUCGAAUUUCUUCACAGUGAAAGGCGGAAAGUGCAAAUUAAAAUACCUUCAACUAAGAAGAGACUGCCAUCUCCUUCACACAAAGGUAGCGAAGCUGCCUCGCCAUUAAAACCAGCUCAUACAAAUGACAGAGUAUCCGUAAAGCUCAAGAAAGGCGGUCUGAUUCGUCAUACGCCUGAAGGAAAACGGCGACGAAGAUCCGGUCUUGCUAAACUUCAGCAUUCAGCUGCUGAUGUGUGAAGUAAAACUUCAAAUUGAAUUUAAAAUUUGAUGAAAAAUAGCUGUAGAAUGCUUCAUGAAUGUAUUUUAGUUCAAAUAACACAUCCUAGUCUUAGUUAACAAUGAGGCAGUGAAAUCUGCAUUACAUUAUGUUGUCAUAGAUUAGGGUCUUAUAUGUAAAUUUUGGUGUUUUUUUAGGCCUGUAUUUAACAUAAUUGUUUACAUGAACUUUAAUUGUUCAUCUCUCAUGUAUCAGUAGCCUAGAUGUCUCUGAUUGAAGUAAAAAGCAGGACGAUUUACAAACAAGCCCCUCAACUCUUAUGUAUUUACUUAUCUAACACCAAAAUUUUAAUUUUUACA